CUUUGACCCAUUACUCAUAGCCUCUGAAUUCGAAGCGUCUGUAACAACGGCCGACUGACUUUGAAAAUGCCGAUAAUUCAGAACUUCAACUUUCUUUGGAGACAAAUGGCUGUAAAAUAUUGACAUUCACUGUUGAAGAUACUGAAUGGACCAAGUCAUGAGAGUUGCUACACUUAAUAUCCUCAAUCAUGGCUCCAAUAAACUUCAAAAGGUUAGAGAAGAGAUCAAGAUUACAAGUACAUGUAUGUCAGCAACUUGGCAGUGUCUUCCAAAACUUAAUCAUAUUGAUAUUGCUCGUUCAUGCAAGCACAGGACAGUUCUGCCAAAGGAGUAGCCUUGUCACCUGGCACACAAACACAGAAAUUGUCAACAUCUCCUGGUCCUUGGAAAAUGUGUGUGAUUCAUAUGAGGAUUGCUAUGGUUCAACUGAAACAGGAGUCAGUGGACCAAUUGACCACCAGCUCUGUCCAGUUGAGAUCCAGGACAAUGAUCGACUGGUGAUCCUACCACCGGCCAUAUCAUCCCAGAGUGCUCUACCCGUCAAUAUUAGUGAGAGUGAAUUUGAAGUUUGCCCAGGUGAUACUUACCCAUCUUCUCAGUGGCUUGUUCCUGCCUCUUCUACGUCUCCCUUUGAGGUAGAUGAUGCAUUCUUACAAGAAGGGCGCAACUUCUUUGCACAGUUUGACACAGGUGAUGUCUUCCUGAGCUGUGAGCUUGGACUACGUGUGGUGGUGUCAGUCAAAUCACAUGACUGUAUUAUCAACCAGUCUGAACCUUUUUGCACUGGACAUGGAGAUUGUGUCACAGUACCUUUCAGUCCAUCCAAGGUAUACACUUGUCAGUGUGAACCAUCCUAUAUUGGAGAGUACUGUGAGGAAUUUGAUGGUUGCUAUGGCAACCCUUGUCAGAAUGGGGCUAGUUGCGUUGAUGAAAAUGAUCGUGAUAAUGGCAAUAGCUACCGCUGUAAUUGCACUACUGGCUUCACUGGUCUCAACUGCUCUGAUAUUCUUGGUAGUUGUAUUCCUGACCUAUGUCAUAAUGGAUCAUGUGUUACUGUAUCUCAAGAAGCUUUCAGAUGUGAUUGUGAUCAUGGAUUUGAAGGUAUUUAUUGUGAGGAAGAGAUUCAGGAGUGUGUUUCCAAUCCUUGCCAGCACAAUUCAACAUGCAUUGAUGAGAUCGCUUCUUUUAGUUGCCUCUGUCCACCUGAGUAUAGUGGAGCUACAUGUGAGGAGGAGAGAGAUUAUUGCUUAGAACAGCCUUGUCUAAAUGGAGCGAAUUGUAGCAGUUUUUUAGGAGGCUACACCUGUGUUUGCAGAUCAGGAUUCACAGAUCGGAACUGUUCCACAAACAUUGAUGAGUGCCAACCAAACCUUUGUCAAAAUGGAGCUACCUGUCUUGAUGAAAUCAAUAAUUUCAGAUGUGAAUGUAGCCCUGGGUACAGUGGCCAGUUCUGCGAGACGAACAUAGACGAUUGUGCUUCUAGUCCUUGUGAGAACGAUGCAGAGUGUAUCGAUCUAAUUGAUUUCUUCUUCUGUGUAUGUCCUGGUGGCUAUACUGGUAUGACAUGUGAUGUAGAGAUUGAUGAGUGCAUAUCAGAUCCUUGCAUGAAUGAAGGCAGAUGUGUAGAUUUGUUGGAUGCCUACCAGUGUAUAUGCAAUCCAGAACUCUUUGAAGGUAUCAAUUGUGAGAUUCCACUCCACAACUGCUCUUUCUACCCCUGCCAAAAUAAUGGAACCUGCCAAAUAAUUGACAGCUUAUCAUAUUCAUGCCUUUGCACAGCCCGGUACACUGGACAAAACUGUGAAACCAACAUCCCCUUCUGCGACACGCACAACUGCACCAAUGAUGCAACCUGUGUGGAGCACCCCAAUGGAUUCACAUGCCAGUGUCCAGUAGGUUACACUGGUCAAUGGUGCGAAGUGGACAUAGAUUACUGUGCCAAUCACAAUUGCUCAAAUAACUCUACCUGUAUAGAUGAUACCACUACAUACCAAUGUUUCUGUGCCCAAGGAUUUGGAGGACAAGACUGUGAGAUAGAUAUCAAUGAGUGCAGGAGCAGUCCAUGUGCUAAUGGGGGUGUUUGCAUGGAUGAAAUCAAUGGUUAUCAGUGCAUGUGCCCUGCAGGAUAUACUUUACCAGAUUGUUCCCUCAACAUUGAUGAAUGUGAAUCAUCCCCAUGCCAAAAUGGAGGAACCUGUAAUGAUGGAGCCAAUAUGUAUACAUGCAUCUGUAGCAUUGGAUUCAAUGGAAUACAUUGUGAUAAUGAUCUAGAUCUUUGUGCCUUAGACAUUUGCCAAAAUGGUGCCCUCAGCUGCUCUGAGACAGAAGAUGGUCACAAUUACAGCUGUGUCUGUGCACCAGGUUACCAUGGACACAGCUGUGAAACUGAGAUAAACGAGUGUGCUUCUAAUGCCUGUCUUAAUGAUGCAUUCUGUUUGGAUGAGAUCAAUUCUUAUCAAUGUUACUGCUUACCUGGUUACGUCGGUGACCAUUGUCAGUAUGAGAUUGAUGAGUGUUUCAGUCAGCCCUGCUUGCACAACAGCUCUUGCAUAGAUCUGUUCAAUAACUACAGUUGUAUGUGCAGUGCAGGCUAUGAGGGCUAUAACUGUGAGAUCAACAUUGAUGACUGUGCUGAGAACCCUUGUCUUAAUGGAGGCUCUUGUCAGGAUGGGGUUGAUGAUUACAACUGCAUUUGUAGUUCAGGAUAUGAAGGCAGAAAUUGUUCUGAGGACAUUGAUGAAUGUGCUUCCAACCCUUGUAUGACAAACACAACAGAGGUGUGUAUCAAUGAAAUAGAUAACUUCACCUGUGUGUGCAGUCUAGGGUUCAGGGGUCAGAUGUGUGAGGUCAACAUAGAUGAAUGUGAAGUUCAUUCUUGUGAGAAUGAUGCCACUUGUAUAGAUGGUAUUAAUAGCUAUAGUUGCAUCUGUGCACCAGGUUUCACUGGAUCACUGUGUGAAGCCAACAUUGAUGAGUGUUUAUCAAAUCCUUGCAAUCUUGGUACCUGCAUGGAUGAUAUCAGUGGCUACACCUGCCUAUGUCCCGCUGACUCACGGCCAUUUGACCCUCUUUGUAAUCUCCUUCCACCAUGCACAUCCAACCCCUGCCAAAACAAUGGAACAUGCCAGGAGGCAUUGGAUUCCUAUGCCUAUAGCUGUGAAUGUGCAAUUGGUUUUGAAGGGCUAAACUGCGAAGUGAACAUUGAUGAUUGCCAAGUGGGAAACAUCAUAUGUGCUAACGGAGGAACAUGUGUGGAUUUAAUUGGGGAUUUUCGCUGCCAAUGUCUAGCAGGUUUCGAGGGACAAAUUUGUGAAGAGAAUGUAGAUGACUGCAUUGGAAAUCUCUGUCAAUAUGACAGUGUUUGCGUUGAUGGGGUGGUAGGCUAUACAUGUUCCUGUCUGCCAGGUUUCACAGGGACGUUUUGUGAUGUAACUAUACAGACUUGUAAUCAGAACCCUUGUUUAAAUGGAGGAACUUGCCAAGAUAUUGAAUUGACCACCCCCACAAUUUCAAAUGGAGGGGGUGAAGGAGCUGAUUCAGUCAAUAGGAUGUUUCAGUGUGCAUGUUCCACUGGCUGGCAAGGAAUGUUCUGUGAAGUAGAGAUCAAUGAAUGUACAUCCAACCCCUGUCUAAACAAUGCAACCUGCAUGGACUUCUUUGCUAGAUAUGUCUGUGAAUGCAGCCCAGCUUUCACAGGAGAACAGUGUGAAGUUAACAUCGAUGAGUGCAUUAAUAAUGAGUGUGCUCAGGGGUCCACUUGCAUUGACGGCCUCCUGUCCUAUACAUGCCAAUGUACCGAUGGAUAUGAAGGCCGCCUAUGUGACCAGGAAAUAGAUGAAUGUUUGUCCUCUCCUUGCAAUCCAGAUACAAGCCUCUGCGUGGAUCUACUCGCUGGAUAUCGCUGUUUUUGUUUAAAUGGUUGGGCAGGACCUAACUGUGAAAUCAAUGUUGAUGAAUGCCUCAGUGAUCCAUGUCAAAAUGAAGGGACAUGUUUAGAUGGGAUUGCUGAUGUGACUUGCCUGUGUCGUCCUGGGUUUACAGGAAAAUUCUGUGAGUUCGAGAUUGAUGAGUGUGACUCAAAUCCAUGCCAAAAUAAUGGAGAAUGUGUUGAUGAAAUCAAUGGAUACGUUUGCUUUUGUCUACCAGGAUUUACAGGUGUAGAAUGUGAGAUCAACAUUGAUGAGUGUGCCUCAGAGCCUUGUUUGAGAGGAGGGACAUGUUUAGAUGGUAUCAACUCAUACCAGUGUCUCUGUCCUAUUCCAUACCGUGGUGACAACUGCUCUCUUCUGCCAUGUCAGGUCUUUCCAUGUGAGAACAAUGCCAACUGCACUGACUUUGUCAAUGACCUUGAGACCUACCCACUGGGCUUCUUUUGUGCCUGUAAUACUGGAUUCAUGGGUCAGCGAUGUGAAGUGAACAUCAAUGACUGUUCUCCCAAUUCAUGCAGUGGCAAUGGCCUAUGUAUUGAUGGUAUACUUGGCUUCUCAUGUUUAUGUGAACCUGGCUGGGCUGGCAGGGAUUGUAGUCUGCCCAUUGAUGACUGUGUUGAUAAUAUGUGUCAGAAUAAUUCUACUUGUGAAGACUUGAAUCAGGCUUACCAGUGUCACUGCAUUGAAGGCUAUGAAGGAAACUUUUGUGAGAUUGAGAUAGAUGAGUGCUCUUCUGACCCAUGUUUGAAUGGAGCCACUUGCAUAGACCACUUCAACAGAUUUGAAUGUAUCUGUCCUUCUGGUUGGAUGGGGACCACCUGUGAUCAAGAUGUUGAUGAAUGUGACUCUAAUCCUUGUCAGAAUGGUGCUCGCUGUCUCAAUGGACCAGACAGGUUUAGAUGUGACUGCCAGCCUUUCUUCACAGGGACAUACUGUAAUGUGACCUUUGACCCUUGUGACCCAGGGUUCGACCAAUGUCAAAAUAAUGCAACCUGUGUCACGCAAGUGGAUGGUAGUUAUCGGUGUACCUGUUUGGAAGGCUUUGAGGGAUUCAACUGUGAAGUUAACACCAAUGAAUGUGCAUCCUCACCAUGUCUGAAUGGAGCAGCAUGCUUUGAUGAAGUAGCUGGAUAUCAAUGUUUCUGUUCAGUUGGUUUCAGUGGUAUCCAUUGUGAAGAGAAUAUUGACGAUUGUGUUCCUGAUGCCUGCGCUAAUGAAGGAACCUGUGUGGAUGGUGUUAAUGGGUUCUCAUGUAAUUGUACUGCUGGAUGGAAUGGAGCCAACUGCACAGAUGAUAUCGAUGAAUGUGAAUCAGAACCCUGUCUAAAUGGAGCUACUUGUAUAGAUCGUCUCAAUAGCUAUCAAUGUGUCUGUGUUCCUGGAUAUACAGGUGUCCUUUGUGAAGAUGACAUUAAAGAAUGUCUUUCAGCGCCUUGUCUAAAUGGUGCAUCCUGUGUGGAUGACAUCAAUCGAUAUGAGUGUAUGUGUGUGGCUGGGUUCUCAGGUUUGAACUGUCAGGAGAACAUUAAUGAUUGUCUUCCACAUCCAUGCAGUAAUGGCAGCUGCAUUGAUGAAGUGAAUGGAUACCAAUGUGAAUGUGACCCAGGCUUUCAAGGGUUCAAUUGUACCGAGGAUGUUAACGAGUGCGAAAGCUCCCCUUGUAUGAAUGGAGGCCAGUGUAACAACCUUGUUAAUCGAUACACAUGUACAUGUGUGUUUGGAUACACAGGUUAUAAUUGUGAAUUUGACAUUGAUGUUUGCAUGGACACUGCACUCAAUGUCACUCAAUGCCAGAAUGGAGCUACAUGCAUGGAUGGUCAGGGACCAGCUUUCACCUGCCAGUGCUUACCGGGUUUCACAGGUGUCUACUGUGAGAUAGAUAUCAAUGAAUGCAGCUCUAGUCCUUGUGAAAAUGGAGCAACCUGUAUUGAUCUGGUGGCAAACUUCAUGUGCACAUGUGCAGAAGGAUGGACAGGAGUGUUGUGUGUGGAGGAUAUCAAUGAAUGCCUGUCAUCACCUUGUAUGAAUGGCGCCCUCUGUAGACAACAACCAGCAGGAGAUGGAUACGAGUGUUACUGUGCACCAGGCUUUCAAGGAAUCAUCUGUGAAGAGGACUAUGAUGAAUGUUUAUCUACACCAUGCCAGAACAGCGCCCUCUGUGUUGACCGUGUUGAUGGAUACAACUGCAUAUGUAGCAGUGGGUUUACUGGUUUGGAUUGUGGGAUAGAUAUAGACGAAUGCCUCAGUGAGCCAUGUAUGAAUAAUGGAACAUGCAGCCAAGUUGAGCCAGGGGAUUUCAUUUGCGAGUGCCCACCUGGUUUCUUUGGGACACGCUGUGAGUCAAGGGAUUUCUGCUUCAGUCAGCCUUGUGCCAAUGGAGCAUUUUGCUUCACAUGGGCUUUUGGUUUCCAGUGCAUUUGUCCAGCUGGAUUUACUGGUGUUACUUGUGAGACCAGAUUGCUGACCUCAUCUAGUACUUCAAGCUCAAUUGCUUCAGAAGUGUCUACAUUUUCUGUUAGAGAAACACCAGUAUCUACAGUGGUAAUGAUAUCUACUUCACUCGACAGAACCUCACUGCACACUGCGAUGCAGUCAUCUAAUCAGAUGUCUUUAGAAACGUCCAUCCUUGCAACAACUUCAUUGAGAAGAGGCAGUUCAUCGGUCACAUCAGUACCUAUGCCUUCAGAAUCUUCAGGAAGAGGUUUAUCUUAUACGGUAGAUAUGAUGUCACCCACUCAAACAACAUCAGAGUUUUCCUCUUUUCAUUCCACAUUGGAUGAGAGUAGUGAUCUGACACGUUUUAUGUCAUCGAGUCUGAUCCCAAGUAAAAGCACGAUAGCAUCAUCUUCAACUUUUGUGACAACAAACUUUCCAAGUACUGAUUCUAAUUUAGUGGUACCCACUAGUUUCCCUGCAGACUCAACCCAUUCCAUGUUCAGUCCAAGUACUCCAACUAUCACCAUAGAAUCGACCACUUUACCUUUGGUGUCUACUGAAACAGGCAUGAGUCAGACUGGUGUCUUACCGUCUCUACCUGAUACUCCAUCUACCUCAACGGCAAGCAUUGGUCCUUCAUCAUUCACCACCUCGGUGCAAACUUCACCACUCUACUCCACAAUCAUGCCAUCGGAAGUAACUAUGUCAUCAGCCACAAUUUUACCCCCUGUUUCAUUAUCAACUGCAGUCAUGCAAUUGUCUUCAUCAACUCCAUUUUCUCCAACUCUGAUGGCGUCAUCAUCCUCAAUGUUUUCGCCUGUUCUUUCACCUUCCCCACAAGCCACUCCCUCAUUAUCAUCUUCAGUCCAAUCACAGAUCAUGACACCUAGCCAAUCAGAUAUCAUGAUGACAUCAUCACUUGUGCCCCAGCCCACUAUCACCACUCAACGGCCACAAACACAAACUGAGACACAAACAUCAAGUUUUCAAAGCUCACAACUGUUCACUUCAAAUGUAAUGAGCUCCUCUCCAAUGGUAAUGUCAUCAUUGACUCUGUCAACCAAUAUUGUUCUUCCAUCAAUGUCUGUUUCUCUGAUGAGUAGCAAUGAUCGGUCUUUCAGUACAGAAAUGAUAGGUCAAACAUCAACAUUCAUUGGACUCCCAAGUUCAUCUUUCCUCCCUGUCAGCAAAUCAUCUGAGAACACAGUAUCUACAUCUGCUGCUGUGACCUCAUAUGACCCUUCAACUCUGACAUCGGAGUCAUCCCUUUCAGGAACACCUACUAUCACCCCAUCCAUGACAUCAUCAUAUUCUUCAGCAAUGGUCACUGCUACACCGAGGCCUACAACAGAACUGACAACACCUCCAUCAGAAGUGACAACACCUCCACAAGUGACAACACCACCCUCUACCCCCUCAACAACAAUAGAACCUUCCACUACAACCUCACCUCCAAGUACAUGUGAGACUGUUCCAUGCCUGAAUGGAGGGGUGUGUAGAAAUCAGACAUCAGGAGAGAAGUCACUUUUUGAAUGUGACUGUACCUUCAGGUUUACAGGAAGCCUCUGUGAAACAGAACGUGCUGUGCAUUUUCCCUCGUUCAAUGGAACCUCAUAUCUAGAGUAUGCUUCUCUAGAUUGGUCAUCUUCUUCAUCAAACACUAUCUUCAUCAGUAUAAAGACAUCAGCAGCAGAAGGGACUGUUCUGUAUUCAGUUAGUGAUUCCUCCAGUGACUUCAUUCAUCUGUUCAUUCAAGAUAGUCGUCUAGUCUAUGAGAUGAGCUGUGGACUGGGUCAGGUUGUCAGGGUGGAGUCAAACGUUGUCAUAGCAACAGAUGAGUUGGUGGAAGUUUUUAUCAGCCAAACAAGACCAAACAUUGCAUCCAUGAUAUGUGGGGCUACCCUCACAGUGAACAACCAAGAAACAACCAACCAAAUCUUCUCUUUCAUCUUCCCCUUGCCUCUGGGCCCUCUGUACCUUGGAGGUACUCCCCAGGGUAUGACCUCUGAUGAUCUCCCAUCACCCAUCGUAGGGUACCAGGGGUGCAUGCGUGUUCUUGAGAUUAACCAAGUUGAGAAUUUGCUGUUUGAUGAUUCAUUGGGAGGCAGGAAUAUUGAUGAAUGCAUGACCACUGAGCCGUGCUCAUAUCAGCCAUGCCGCAAUGGGGGAACCUGUUCUGUGUCACCUGAUGGCACUACAUGGUCAUGUGACUGUCCUAUACCUUUUGGUGGAGUGCUGUGUGAAAGGCUAGUUGAUCAUUGUGAGGGGUCUCCUUGUCAUGCAGGAGCAUCAUGUGUAUCACUUGAUGAAGACUUCCUCUGUUUAUGUCCCUAUGGCAGGCAAGGCAUCAUAUGUGAUGAAGUGAUCAUCAUAACCAGGCCUUCUUUCAGUGGUAUUGUAGCAGGUUAUAUGCCAUAUAUCAGGUAUGCUCGGGUCUUGAAUUGGGACUUUCUAUUGACCUUGAGGUUAAAGUUCACCGUGGAUGAUGACCAAUCAGCUAUCAGCAGCAAUCUCAUGCUUUUCUCUGGCCAAAAAGGAGAAGGGAGUAAUGGAGAUGACUAUUUAUCUGUUGGCAUUCAAGAUGGCUAUCUUUUGUUUCAUUUUGAUGUUGGUUCAGGAGAAGGAAUCUUACGAAGCCCUCAACCCAUUGACCUGACUGCACCGUUUCAUACAUUGCAGAUAGGACGUCAUAGGAGAGAAGGAUGGAUGCAGUUGGACAAUCAGCUGAAUGUCAGUGGUACCACACAAGGCCCUCUUAUUGGUCUCAAUACUUACCGUGAUCUUUAUGUGGGUGGUCAUGACACCACAGAUGUUCAUUUACUACCAGACGUGGUGGACUAUGCUGAGAGCUUCAAAGGAUGUAUUUAUGAACUUGAAAUAAACUCUGGCCUGUAUGGAUCCUUUGUUGCCCCUGGCAACCCACCUGGUCAUGUGGAUGUUGGUCUCAAUGUCGGUCAGUGCGGUCAUCCAGAGUGUGCUCUGAAUGAAUGUCAAAAUGGAGCUGAUUGUAUAGAUCUUGGAGCUUCUUAUAUAUGCAACUGUACAGCUGGAUGGAAAGGCCCUCUCUGUGCAGAUUUAAUCACCGUCUGUGAUGCAGAACACCCUACCCCUCAUGACUGCUCAGAGGGGUCCAUUUGCACACCCCUCCCUGUAGGAUUUGAGUGCCAGUGUCCUUUAGGAAAGACAGGACCAAGAUGUAAUGAAGAUAUUGUAUUCAGUGACCCACUAUUUGAGGGUUCUUUGAGCUACAUGUCUUUCACAAGAACCACCAACCUCCGCUUCCAGACUGACAUCAUGAUCGAGUUCAAACCCUUGUCAAACACUGGUCUUGUAUUCUACAUAGCCAGUCAGCUUACACCAUAUUCAGGAGACUUUCUAGCAGUAUCUCUCACACAGGGCUAUCUUGAGCUCAGGUAUUCACUUGAUGGUCAAGGUGAUCCUGCUACUAUGAGAACAGCAAACAGAGUUGACAUCACAACAGACACCUGGUACACCGUAGAGAUCAACAGGAUCAACCAAAAUGGCAUCCUUCGCUUCGGAGAUGAAGAGAUCUACCGUAGCGCUCCAGGAAGUUUCAUCUCCCUUGAUAUCAAUACAGACAUCUUUAUUGGUGGUGCGCCCUCGCUUGAUGGUGUACAUCCAAUGGCUGUUGAGGGUGUUAUCACCAGCUAUCAAGGUUGUGUGCGCAGGGUGGUUGUUAAUGGACAGGGCAUGGACUUGACAGUAUCUGGAGCAUCAGCAGGACAGAACGUUGGGGACUGUGAUGGGACAGGAUGUGGAUACAAUGUGUGUAGAAACAACGGCACAUGUUCACCAGUAGAUGGCAGCUCACAAGAUUUCACUUGCCAGUGUCCAAUGCCAUUCACUGGAGCAAGAUGUGAGGUGUCUAUAUACUGUGCCAAUCAUCAGUGUUUGAAUGAUGCUAUCUGUUUACCAGACGAAGAUGCCCAGAGCUACAGCUGUGGAUGUAUGCUUGGCUGGCAAGGAACAUUCUGUGAACAAAGUGUUAACAUCACUACUGCCGGAUUCACUUCAUCCAGUCACCUUUACUUCCAAGAUGUGAACUUUGACCUCUCCAACAAAACAAUGACCUCCCUCUCCUUUAACUUGAGUACAUCAACCCUUCAGGGCUUGAUCCUGUGGAAUGGAGAGCCAAUCACAACAGGUGUUACUGACUACUUAGCCAUUGGUGUCCAGAAUGGCUUCUUGAAAAUAAGCAUCAAUCUUGGACAUGAUUCAUACGGUCAUAUACUUCAUUCAGAAUUUAUAUCUGAUGGUCUUUGGCAUGCUGUGAUUAUCACCAGAUCAAGAACAUUAUUUAAAGUGUAUGUUGAUGGUGGUGAGCCCAUUUCAUCUGACAUAGGAGGUUCUUUCACUGGUUUAGACACAGAGGGACAUUAUUAUCUAGGUGGCUUUGGAUUAUCUGCUGAUAUAUUUCAAGCUACUGGAGGCCUAUAUGAUGAAGGUUAUGAAGGUUGUCUUAGGAAUCUUGUAAUCUCACAGGGAGAUCCGCCGGUCAAUCUUAUGAAUGCAGCUGAUGCCCUCAACGUCCAAUCAUGUAGCUGAUGAAAGACGCAUGAUAGUGACGAUGAGCUAAGAACUACGAGACGAAGCAUCAUGAUAUCAUGGAAGGUUGAAAUUUGACUAAUUUGUGCUACCCACUACUUUAAUUUGAUUGAUAUCAAUGCAUAGUAGAUAGGUCAAAUGUCAAAAUAUUGGUAUGGUCAUUUCUGCCAAGAGCAUUGCCGGCGUUCACCUGAGCUGACACAUGCCGUUAUCACAUUGGCCAGGUUGAACAAUGAUCUAGCUGGAGUUUGAUGAGUAACCCUCAUUUAUGGGUAUAUGAGGUUCGUUUGUUAGUAUACAAAUAGCAAAUAUGCAUGAGUGCUAUACAGUACAAGUUUUUGCAUGAGGUGAAAGAAAGAAGCCCUGGGGUGGUAUUCUGAGAUACAUUUUAUCUCAGUUUAAAUAAAAUAUUUUAUCUCCGUUAAAAUCAGUGAGAUAAAAUACCCUUAAAAUCUCUCCGAAUUGGUAUUCUGAGAACAAUUUUAUCUUCAUUUUAUCUCUGUAAGACACACCUAUUUUUUAAUCAAUAUCCAAUUAGAAACGCGCUUUUAUAGCUCUCUCAUAUCACUCAACCAAUGGAAAUCCAUUCUGCUAGGAGGUGUGGCAAAGGAGUGAGAUUGCGUCAAUUUAUUGACUUCAAUACGCUUGCACUAUACGCUUGCGCGUCUUUACAGAGAUUUCUUUUUAACUAAAAUUGCAUUACUCUCAUCUCUUUUUCGAAGUCUAUAUCGCAUCUUUUCAAGCAUCAUUUCAAAGACAAUAUUAGUCAAGAAAAGUCUUAUGAAAUGCUUUGCUGAUUGUACAGGAAUAACUUUAAGGUGUUGUUCUCAAUGAAUCUAUCAUUUCUCUUAAAUUUCAUGCCAACAGUUGGAGUUAAUUCACCUAGAAAUAUUGACGAAAUCAACGUCGCGGAGAUAAAAUAGCCCCUACCCUCUUUUAAGUUUAUUUUAUUUUUUCUUCAAAGUAACUUUGGCGCAAGCACAUUACCCGCGUUACAAUGGCCAGAUACGCGAUGGGUAUGUCUACGCAGCCACUGCUCUGUUGCGUAUCAUCAUAGAUACGCAAGAUAAAAUUUAUAAGCAAGAUAAAAUUUUAAAUUUUAUCUGAGAGAUAAAAUGUCAUCUCAGAAUACCAAUUUCAUUUUAAGAGAUAAAAUAAAAUAUUUUAAAGAUAAAAUGACCUCAGAAUACCGCCCCUGAUCAACGAGGUGUAGCCCAGUUGAUUAGAGUGUCUCUCUGUCAUGUAUAUAUAAAUAUUGCACCAUUGUACGAAUAAGAAUAUUUGCUCUUUGUGCUUUACAACACUUUGGAAAUUAGUGAAAAUGCAAAGAAUAUAUUUUUUUCCAAGGUUAAUCCAUAGAAAUUAGGAAAUAAUUGUAAAAGCCAAAAGCAAAAUCAGCUAUUGUUCCUACAUGUAUUGCGCCUGUAUUACCUAGCGCAGUGAAUUGAAUCGCAUUGUGACGUCACCUAUUCCACCGUGCAAUAAUAUGUUAGAAUGGAACGAAUGUUGCACAUGGUUAUUUUUCAAUGAUCAGUCAAAUAAAUUAAGCAUGUUUUCAUGCAAAUUUUUCUCAACCAUUUGUUAAUCAUAGUUUGCAAAUAAGGUCUCAUAUUAAAGAAGAACUCUGUUUUUUCCAAAUAGCAGCCAAAAAAUUACAAUGAUUAUGGUUUUGUUAUUUCUAGGACGCAAUAAAAAAAUAAAAAAUUAAAAAAAACAUUUUGCUCACCAUAUCAGUUGCACAAAAUUAAACCUACUCAAAAAAUUUAAUUUAUAUUUAGAAGAACAGUGUUAUAGUUAUGCUAACUCUACACAAAAAAUAUAAUUUUACUAUUGUAUAUUCUGGCUUUGCACAAAUUUCCACUUUUAUGAUAUCAGUACUGCAGCACCCUAGCAUAUGACAUAUGAAAAAAAUUGAGAAUACAGGCCAAAUGUGGUAGGUAGAAUUGAUGAUGCUGAAACAUUGUUCUGUGAUCUUGAUACACAGAAUAAUUAAAUGUUAUGUUUAUGUCAUGUGAACAAUUAAUGUGGUGCAUGAUACUAUGUGUUCAAUGAGUUUGGUUAACAUUGCAAAUGACUUCUCAUCACUCUCAAUUCACCUUGAAGCCCCGUAACAGUGAAGUAAUGCCAAAUAGUACACGCUUCUUUGUGAAUGUCUUCCUACUACAAACUUCGCAAUGAGAUUUUGAUACAUUUGAUAUCAAUUUGAGCUCUUCUUGCCUCUAGUAUGCAAAGGUCUUGUACUUAGUAUUUCACAUUGUCCAGCUCGAGGUCUUCUGAAAUUUUAAGUGGAGUUAUAAUAAAGAUGAAGUACCAAAGUUCGGGCCAGGGUGUAAUGUGAUGGAGACAUAGUCUUCAGUAAUUGAGCAAUUUAUGUAGAUAGAUGUAAUGAAGGGAUCAUGCAAAAAAAAUUGCAAAAUUUUGCAUGCAUCUUGCAAAAUAAAAAAGUUUGCUAGCUGGUCUAGUGUAAUUUAUUUGUAUAAUUGAAUUAAUUCCUUUAUAACCAAUUUAUAUUUAUAAUAAUUUUUUCUUUGUUGGUUCAUAUUAUAUUUUGUUAUCAAUCAUGUCUUUCUUGUAUUUUAGUGACGGGGUAAGGGAUUUCGAUUUGUCUUUUAACCAUACAGUGUACCAGUUUAGUGGGUUGGCUAACAGGAUUGUUUUUAUUGAAAUAAGGUUGUAUAAAUUCACUUUUAAAGGUCAGCAAUAAUGCAGUUAUUAUCACCUUGAAUUCAUCUUUAUUCAAGCAGUAUUAUAAUUCCAUCUUGCUUUGUUUGUUUAGGUAUAUGAUAUGAAGUCAUUUAUUUAUCAUAUUCAAUCUUCUGCAUAUACGUUUUGGUUCCCAUAUUCGUAUAUUGCUGAGAGACGAGCAUUUCUCAGAUUUUCAAAAAGUUCUUAUGACAUUCUCAUCGAUUCUCAAUUCAUUUAUGUAUGCAUUAUCUGUAUUCAUUGGUAUACAUGUAUUUUUUUUUUAGAAAUUGUAUUAGUGCCUUUUUUAUCAGGAUCUCAGCUACUUUGUAAAAAAUACACCUUGAAAAGCAUUUUUAUUCAUCUCGGCCUUUGGUUUUAAAAAGUUUUCAAAUGUCACCUUGAUAUUUAUUGUGGGAUUCAUGGCUGAUAUUCUUAGAAUCAUUAUAUUACGUAAAGCUUGCCGCACACGGCAAUAUUGUGCAUUAAAUAUGAAGGUUCCAAGAAGUAGUUAUUUUAUUUGAAAUUUGACAUAAUGCUAGGAAUACUAAAAUCAUAAUUUUGUUUUGCUGCAUGCCUUUUUGGUCAGAGUCCAAAUCAUCUUCAAGUUACAGUUGUGUUUGUGAUUUGAAAUUUAAUUUUUUUCCUUCAGGGAGGUUAAAAAUAGACUGGAAUUUCAAUCUAGUACCCUUACUUUUAUUCAGAACUUUGAUCAUUAAGUUUUUAUCAGUUUAAAUGUUCACAUCAUAUGCUGAUACAAUUUCUUUGAAAAUUGGAUUGCAAAUGAUCUUUUAGUGUGCGCUGGGCUUGAAGCGCUAUCAUAUACAUUUUAGUUACAUAUAUGUAUCCACGUAUCCUUCAUUGAAAUUACAGGACGUCUUGUAUUAGUGUUACUGCAUUAUUUUUCUGGGAAUUUGAAAAACCAAUUAUUUGUCAAUGUUCAAUGACCCAAUCUGAUUUAUCUGUAUGUAUUCACACAAUAAAUAUGUUACCGAGUUAUUUACAUGAAGUCAUUGUUGAUUUUAGUUAUUGAAUAGGAAAUAUAAAUUUGCUCUGUAUGUUUCAAAACACCAGUGACAUAUUGAAGGAAUAUAUUUUAAAUAGAUUUUUAGUCAAGGACACCUUGAAUAUUUCAAUUCAUUAUUUUUAUUUUUAGAUACGAACACCUUGAUAUAUUAGUACUGCAAACUCUUUGUCUUUCAGCUUUUUUUUAUUUUUACAAUAAUCAAUUUUGCAAAAUAUUUUUAGGCAAUCACAUGUUGAAUUGUAUUAUGUACAUGUAGCUGUGUGAAGAUAUGUAUUUCUAUAUGGUACUCUACAUCAGAAUCUAUCUUUAUGUGUGAGUUAUGUAUAUCUCAAAGUGACAUUAGUGUUGUCCAUUGAUGUGGCUCAUGUAUUUUUCUAUCACAGUAAAAUGAUCUUUCUAAAAAUUUU
Molecule: messenger RNA, 15047 nt
Organism: Lytechinus pictus (painted urchin)
Lineage: Eukaryota; Metazoa; Echinodermata; Echinoidea; Temnopleuroida; Toxopneustidae
Product: protein eyes shut homolog
Exons: 40
Coding region: 189-10931 (3580 amino acids)
Biological process (GO): establishment or maintenance of epithelial cell apical/basal polarity; heterophilic cell-cell adhesion
Cellular component (GO): protein-containing complex; plasma membrane
Molecular function (GO): calcium ion binding
Source: RefSeq, a predicted model, not a curated record